CUUUGUUAUGAUAUGUAGGGUGUGAUAUGUACUGUGAAAUUGACUUGUGCUGUACGUUCUAUAUAUUACAUAAUAUAUGGAUAUAAUCCGUAAAAGAGAGACGAAUUAGUUUUGUCUCGAAUAAAACAUCUGUAAAAAUGAUCGCUAGUAGAGUAAUUGUUCGAUCAUUUUCAUCCUCUUCUACUGUACAACAAUUGGUGAAGCCACCAGUACAAUUAUUCGGUUUAGAAGGAAGAUAUGCUACUGCGCUUUUCUCUGCUGGAAGCAAACAAAAAUCACUUGACAAGAUCGAACAAGAUUUAGAUAAAUUACAGGGUUUGAUGAAGACAGAUGUUAAAUUAGCAGAAUUUAUAAAUGAUCCUACAAUAAAGCGUAAAUUUAAGGCCGAUGCACUUCAGGCUAUUGGAAGCAAGAUAACUCUUAAUCCAGCUACUUUGAAUUUGUUAAUUUUAUUAGCAGAGAAUGGUAGACUUGCAAAAUUUAAUCAAAUUUCUAAUUCAUAUAAAAUUAUUAUGGCUGCGAAUAGAGGAGAAGUAGUUUGUGAAGUAACUACUGCAAAAGCAUUAGAUGCUGAAACUAAAGGUAAAUUAGAAUCGGCUCUAAAAUCUUUCCUCAAAAAAGGUGAAACUAUUAAACUUACUUCCAAAGUCGAUCCAUCGAUCAUCGGUGGAAUGAUUGUAUCUAUCGGUGAUAAAUAUGUAGAUAUGAGUGUUGCUAGUAAGAUUAAAAAAUAUUCAGACAUUAUUCAGACUGCAGUUUAAACGUUUUUUACUUAUUAUUCACAACAAAGUAAGAAACCGUAAAUCCAAUUUAGGAGAAUACCAAUGUAAUGUAAAUAAUUGAAAAAUAAAUACAUAUAAAUCAAAAAUUAAAA
Molecule: messenger RNA, 874 nt
Organism: Vespa crabro (European hornet)
Lineage: Eukaryota; Metazoa; Arthropoda; Insecta; Hymenoptera; Vespidae
Gene: ATPsynO
Product: ATP synthase subunit O, mitochondrial
Exons: 4
Coding region: 138-761 (207 amino acids)
Biological process (GO): proton motive force-driven mitochondrial ATP synthesis
Molecular function (GO): proton-transporting ATP synthase activity, rotational mechanism
Source: RefSeq, a predicted model, not a curated record